Molecule: messenger RNA, 2518 nt
Organism: Styela clava
Lineage: Eukaryota; Metazoa; Chordata; Ascidiacea; Stolidobranchia; Styelidae
Product: CKLF-like MARVEL transmembrane domain-containing protein 4
Cellular component (GO): membrane
Source: RefSeq, a predicted model, not a curated record
AAUCUUGCAGUUACUAUUUAUUAUAUACGGUAAUAUAGGUAUAUCGGAAAAAUGGCGACCGAUGGCCAUGAUGAAGUGGUGGGAGCAAAUGAUUCCAUGAUUUCGAACAACAGCCCUUAUCAAGCAACAACAGAUCCCGUUCCUCAUAGAGGCACAAUAUGUGGAGGUCUUAUACUUGACAAAUUGUAUCUGAAAUCUCUGCCAGGGAUUCUAAAGAUGGUUGAGAUACUACUUUGCAUCAUCAUUUUGAUAUGUCUCGGUGCUGCACAAGUUUGUUCUGGCUCCUGUUCCGGGUUUGGCUUUCUUCGGGGCAUGGCUAUAGGUGCCAUGAUCUUCACUCUAAUUCUACUUAUUGUGUUUGCACUCACUCUCAACAAACAACUCACAUUUAUCCAUUGGUCGGGAACAGACUUACUCAAUUCUGCCAUUGAUGCUUUACUCCUGAUUAUUGCCAGCAUAGUACUUGCAACACAGAGUGCUACUGCGGCUGAAACUGCAGCAGUUGUGUUUGGGUUCUUUGCUGCUAUUAUAUAUUGUGUAAGUGCAUGGAUGGCGUAUAGAGUUUGUCGGGUGGAUUACCACAAAAGAAAAUCUAAUGUUGGACAUACACAAGGAAUACCCCAGGCUUGAGAUCCUUAAAUAGAGGGGGUUGUUAACUAUAACCUUUCAUUGAUCUUUUAUACAAGACAAUAAUGGAGAAGAACAAAGUAUGGUGCUAGAUAUUACUCAUGACAAAAACUACUGUAAUCGUUUGUAUAAUUAACUUAUUACCAGAUGUCUACUGUUUUUUUAUAUUUCAUUCCUUUGUAUAUGAAGCAGUUUGAUUCUUCUACUCUAUAAUUAAUCCAUCUGUUUAAAUUUUCAUCAUCAUGGGAUAUUUUUCCUUAGGUGCUGUCAUGAUUUUUGCUGUAAUCGACAAGAAUCAUUCAUAAUAAAUAUUAAAGCCAGCAGGAAUCACAUGAUAACCCCCCCUCAAACCAUGAAAAAAAAUGUCAUUUAAAGUAUUUUCUAAAGAAAGCAUUUUUGCAAAAGACUUUUUUGCAAAGUGUUCUAGAUUAUUGAAACUUCUGAGUACAAUCAUACACAGACAGAAGUUCAAGUGUUGAAUAAAUUUUCUUCAUUUCUGACGAUUAUAAAUAGAAGUUCAUGAUUUAUAGACAUUGACAGGAAACUUGGUCAAUUAUAUGUUAAUUUUAAAUAUAGUUUUUCGAAUCUAAUUACUUAUUGAAUUUUUCCAGAAUAUUCAAUAUGUACCAUUUCCCUACAACAGCACUGAAUAUUUAUUAAAGUCCAAAACAAAACUUUUUUUUUUUAUUUCGGUCUGACUCGAAUAAACAGGAUUUUGGUUUGCGGUUUGAGAUUGAUUACAUGCUUUCCAGUAAAAAGAAUUUUCAAUGAGUGGCCGUCAUGCUAUUGAUUAUUACUAUUAAAUAUUACUUUUUCAAGAGUUUUUAGCCCAUUCUGAAUUGAAAUUGAUUUAUAGUCCUGUAAAAUUGUACCAUGUCUCACUGUACACUGCACUGUACUGAAUACCACCAUUUUUCCCGAAGAUUCAAAUCUAGACUAGUCUGGGAUUUCAUCUUGUAUUUUCAUUAUUUUCUAACCAAGGAAUAAAGCCUUGAUUUGGCAUUGAACUGAUAUGUUUUCUAUAUAUAGAUGACUUAAUGAAUGACAUUCCAUAGCUUUUAUUUGUGAGCCAUAGAGCUAAACACUGCAUUGUGAAAAUCAUAUAUAGCGGUAUAUAUAUAUUUCUAAAGAUGAUAUUCUAAUACUCUGACUAGGAAAAUAUCUUUGCAAGAUACGGUUGCAUACCGAUUCUCUGUUUGGUAUUAUUUAAUGAAUAUCAAUAAUCUAUUCACCAAUUUUUUCAUAAUGGAUUUUAAAUGAAGGUUUACAGAAUCUUAUCAUUACCUAUUUCUAUUAACACUGAAAUUGCAUUGUGUGCUAUUCUAGAAAUAUAAUUAACAAUAUAUGAAUGCAUUUUUUAUUAUCAAGAAAUCUGUAACAUGAUGUAAAUACUACCUAGCACUGAAGCAUUGUACAAAUGUUGGAUAUUACCUUAAUAAGAUUAAGUUCAUGUUAAAUCUCUGUAAUCAUGUUUUGUCUGAAGCCAAGCUUUCAUUCAAUUAAGUAUGCUUUUGAAGUUAAUCCCUUCACAUCAUUGUUUACUCUUGUUAUCUCUAAGGUCCAUCAAAGAUAUGACUUGACUAUUUUGGUUCGAAAAAAAAAACUACAAGUGAGUGAAGAAUAUGCCCUUGAAGUAGCAAAAAUAUCAGUUAUUUUAAUUCUUUCCCAAGAGGGCCAUUUUUCUUGUUUAAACUUUAGCAAUUGGCUUCAUAAACUUGUAAUCGUAAUGUGAUAUAUGUAGUAAAUUUUCUUGAUUAUAGUAGGACUGUGUAUUCCAAGCUUGGUUUUUAUGAAGUGAGACUGAUAGAGAUUUCAAUUAUGUGGGGUUAUGAUGGAUGUGUUUCUAUAUAUUUUUUAAAAUAAAUGUCAAUGAAGUGUUCUGUACAUAGCA